AUGACGAUUGACUCCAAAACUGGAGAAACUUUCACAUAUAGAAAAUUAGCCGAGGAAAGCAUUCGUUGUGCAAUUUGGUUAAAAAAACAAGGCAUCAAAUCCGGCGAUGUUGUUGUAAUUUGCACUGAAAAUAAUAUUGCAUCAUGGGCCCCUUUUUGCGCAGUUUUUUACCUUGGUGCAAAUUUAAAUCCUUGGUACUGUGACUGGCCAGCUGACACAGCCAGGUAUUUCAUCAAUCUUACCAAACCCAAAAUUAUGUUUGCCAAUGAAAAAGCAGGUAGAAUGCUUAAAGAAAUAAUUAAAGAGGAAAAGAUUGAUACGAGGAUUGUAGUUUUUGGGAAAGUAGAUGGAAUCGACUGCUUCGCGGAUGUUAUAAAAGAACAGAGUGCAGAAGAUGUUAAAAAAUUCGUAUGCAGUUCUGUAAAUCCUGAUAAUGAUUGUUUAGUAUUAUUUUCCUCAGGCAGUACCGGUUUGCCUAAGGGUGUACAAUUUACCCACGAAGGAGCGUUCUAUAUUUUCCAUAUAUUUAAUGCUCAAUUUACAAAAACAGAAGGAAUGGCUUCAAUGAAUCCUUCAGCCAUGUAUUGGAUAAGUGCAAUAUUACAUAUGAUGCGAUGCUUAUUAACCACUUCACCUGCGAUUAUUAUAAGCGACCCGACACCCGAAGAAAUCUGUAGAGCCAUUGCAAAAUAUAAAAUCAACUGGAUGUUUUUGGGUACAGGAUUGAUGAACGAUCUUUCUGAAUCCCAGAUUCUAGCUAAAUAUGAUUUAUCUUCAGUGAAAACUCUAGUUUUCGGAGGUUCAAAACCAAGAAUGGAAAUUGUGUGGAAUAUGAAUAAUGCUUUGGUAAAUGCCGCAAUGAAUCAAAUAUACGGAUGUACGGAAUUAGGAGCCACCAUUAUUCAGUUGGAUGAUGACAAAGAAAACAUCAAUUACGAUUCAUGUGGUGUAGUUCUAUCUGAUGUGGAAAUGAAGGUUUUGGAUAUUAAAACUGGAGAAAUAUUAGGGCCAAACCAAGAAGGUGAGCUGCACUUCAAAUCCAAAGGAAUGAUGAAAUGUUACUUCAAAAAUCCAAAAGCAACUGAAGAGGGUAUAGAUUCUGAUGGGUGGUUUCACACUGGAGAUUUAGGAUAUUAUGAUAGAAAGGGCAAUGUUUAUUACGCGAAUAGAAUCAAGGAAUUAAUCAAAUUCAGAGGCCACCAAAUUUCACCUUUAGAAAUUGAAAAUGUUAUUUUAAAACAUCCUGGCAUACUAGACGCGGCUGUAGUAGCAGUUCCACAUCAUUUGGAUGAUGAACAUCCGAUUGCUUUUGUCACUAAAGCCAAAAAAUCCGAGGUAUCAAAAGAGGAACUUUUAGAAUUUACUUCAGUUCUUGGCGAUACUAAAAAACUUCGAGGUGGAAUAAUAUUUCUGGAAAAAUUACCAAAAACACCAAACGGCAAGAUCGACAAAAAAACACUUAAAGAAAUGGCAAAGAUUUAUGCGCAAUCAACAUAAAAUUUUAUGACAGAGGGCUUGUAAAAAGUUUAUUUUAAACCCUCUUGUAUGAACCUUAAUUAUUACGCCGAAAUAGACACCAAAUUUGCAUCAAUGUUUUACAUCAUAAGGUUAUACAGUUAAGACUAAAGAAAUGCAUUUUUUACUUAUAUGACGCAUAAAAACCUGGUUCUAAAACCUAACUUGACACUACGACAUAUAACGCACUUUACUUAAUUAAAUUUCCUAUAAAGUAUGAUUGAAAAUUGAAAUAUGAGUUUGAAGCUUAUAUUUUUUUAAGGUAUAGUUGUCAUUAUCAGAGAACAUAUGUUAUUAGACAAAUCCUAGUUUUUUAAAUAAUAUGAACACUGUAAGGUAAAAAGUACACCCAGAAAAAAGAUCCGCAAUAUAUACAACACAAUUGGUAUAAAUAUGGACAAUAUGAUUUUGUACUAGGUUUUACAGGAAUUUAGGUUUAAUAUUUUAUUAGGUUCAUCAGGUUUAUAAUUUGGUUGCAAAUUUUUAUAUUUUGUUGAAAUCUAAAAAAUUGUAAGUCACGAACAUUUGUGUU
Molecule: messenger RNA, 2047 nt
Organism: Belonocnema kinseyi
Lineage: Eukaryota; Metazoa; Arthropoda; Insecta; Hymenoptera; Cynipidae
Product: 4-coumarate--CoA ligase 1-like
Exons: 7
Coding region: 1-1497 (498 amino acids)
Biological process (GO): long-chain fatty acid metabolic process; fatty-acyl-CoA biosynthetic process
Molecular function (GO): long-chain fatty acid-CoA ligase activity
Source: RefSeq, a predicted model, not a curated record